AGAAACAUAAACAAACGCACACUCGCGGCGCCGAGCGCACCCCGGCACCGCGCUCCGGCGCUCCGCCCGAUUGAAUCGCGUUUUUCGCUCUCCGUUCGUUGUUUUCGCCGGCUUCGCCCGUUCGCUCCGUGCCCGCGGGGAGCGGCAUGCCCGCCCGCUAGGCUCCCGGCGGCACCGAGCAGGCGGCGGCGGAGGAGGAGCGGGGCCGGCGGCCGCCCGCCCCGUCGCAGCGCCCCGCCGCCGCCGCAGCCGCCCCCGAGGGAGGCCGAGAUGGCAGAGGCGUCGCCCCCCGGGCCGCUCUCGCCCCUGGACGUGGAGCUGGACCCCGAGUUCGAGCCGCAGAGCCGCCCCCGCUCCUGCACCUGGCCGCUGCAGAGGCCCGAACUGCAGGCCAGCCCCGCCAAGCCCGCCGGCGAGCCGGCCGCCGACGCCGCCUCCAUGAUCCCCGAGGAGGAGGACGACGACGAGGAGGGGGGCGGCGCGGCCAUGGCCGUCGGCGGCGCGGCCCCCGUGGGAGGCGAAGCGGCGGCCGCCGGCGGCCCCGAGGAGGCGGCGCGGCCGCCGGUCCCCGUGCCCGGAGGCGGCCCGGAGGGGCCCGGGCCGGCGCCGGGAGGAGCGGCCACGGCGGCGGGCGGCGGGGGGCUGAGCGGCGGCGGCCCCGCGGCGGCGGCGCCGAGGAAGUGCUCGUCGCGGCGCAACGCGUGGGGCAACCUCUCGUACGCCGACCUCAUCACCCACGCCAUCGAGAGCUCCCCCGAGAAGCGGCUCACCCUGUCGCAGAUCUACGACUGGAUGGUGCGGUGCGUGCCCUACUUCAAGGAUAAGGGCGACAGCAACAGCUCGGCCGGAUGGAAGAAUUCAAUCCGACACAACUUGUCGCUCCACAGCCGAUUCAUCAGGGUGCAGAAUGAGGGCACUGGGAAGAGCUCCUGGUGGAUGAUCAAUCCAGACGGUGGAAAAGUUGGCAAGGCGCCUCGGAGACGCGCUGUGUCCAUGGACAACAGCAACAAGUACACAAAGAGCAGAGGGCGGGCGGCGAAGAAAAAGGCAGCCCUACAGACUGCCCAGGAGACGAGUGAGGACAGCCCUUCACAGCUCUCCAAGUGGCCGGGGAGCCCAACUUCCCGCAGCAGUGAUGAGCUGGAUGCCUGGACAGAUUUUCGCUCCCGGACAAAUUCAAACGCCAGUACAAUAAGUGGCCGCUUGUCACCGAUAUUGGCGAGCACCGAGCUGGAUGAUGUUCAAGAUGAUGACGCUCCACUUUCUCCUAUGCUGUACAGUAGUCCUUCGAGCUUGUCCCCCUCAGUAAACAAACCGUGCACUGUGGAGUUGCCUAGGUUGACUGAUAUGGCUGGGACAAUGAAUUUGAACGAUGGACUAACAGAUAACCUCAUGGAUGACCUCUUGGACAAUAUAACACUCCCUUCCUCCCAGCAGUCGCCCACGGGAGGGAUAAUGCAGAGAAGCUCCAGUUUUCCGUAUGGUUCCAAAAGUUCAGGGCUGGGCUCCCCCUCAAGUAGUUUCAACAACGCUGUGUUUGGGCCGUCGUCCCUGAAUUCCCUCCGCCAGUCGCCCAUGCAGACUAUUCAGGAGAACAAGCAGGCUACCUUCUCUUCCAUUUCUCAUUACAACAACCAGACGCUGCAGGAUCUGCUCGCCUCGGAUGCACUUAGUCACAGCGAUGUCAUGAUGACACAGUCUGACCCGCUCAUGUCCCAGGCCAGCACAGCUGUGUCCGCCCAGAACUCCCGCAGGAAUAUAAUGCUCCGCAAUGACCCCAUGAUGUCGUUUGCUGCGCAGUCCAGUCAGGGCGGUCUGGUCAAUCAGAGCCUGCCCCAUCACCAGCACCAGUCUCACAGCUCUCCUCUUAGCGGCAGCCGUGCCUUGUCCAAUUCCAUCAGUAACAUAGGCUUGAAUGACUCCAACAGCUUGGGAUCCAAACAUCAGCAGUCACCUGUCAAUCAGUCUAUGCAAACACUUUCUGACCCUCUCUCAGGCUCCUCUUUGUAUUCCUCUAGCAUGAACCUUCCAGUCAUGGGACACGAGAAAUUCCCAAGUGACUUAGACCUGGAUAUUUUCAAUGGGAGCUUGGAGUGUGACAUGGAGUCCAUUAUCCGCAGUGAACUCAUGGAUGCAGAUGGGCUGGAUUUUAACUUUGAUUCCCUCAUCUCAGCACAGAACGUUGUCAGUCUGAAUGUGGGGAACUUCACUGGUGCUAAACAGGCUUCAUCACAGAGUUGGGUACCAGGCUGAAGGAUCUUUGAGGACAGGGAAAAUGGGCAAACAGGCCCUCAAACUGACACGAGAUGUAGAGAGAGAACCCUUUGCCAAAUCUGCUGUCAGCAAGUGGACAGUGAUACUGUUUACAGCUUAUGACGUUUGCGAGCCCUGCGUUAUUUUCCUAACAAAGCAGACUGUUAAAAGGCCCCUUAUCUGAGUGAAGAUCCUCCUCUUUUUUUUUCUUCUUUUUCUUUGGAAUUGAACUCAUUUCUGAAGUAUGCAAAAUCUUCCUUUCCUGGGAUGGCCAAGCACCUGCUGUGGAGACAAUGUUCAGCACCAUCCUGUUGAGAACACACUGUGUAGCCUUUACAGUAGUUACUUGUCAAUGAGUAUGUGGUGUUUCAAUAUAUUAAUGGUUUAUGGGAUGUUUUAAGUUGGCUUUCCUUUUUGGAGGUUUUUCCCUGUCUGCCCACCCUCCUCCCACAACCUCCAGUUUGAUUUCUGUAGAUUUUUGACCAUUUUUGCUUUCUCUCACUGGGGAAUCUGAAACACUGCGUAUGUGCAAGGAAAUGAUCAUAACCCAGCGUUGCUGAGAUGUCAGGGCUCUCCAGAUAGACACCGUUCAUGAUACCAACAACCAACUGAAUUCCAGAGAGAGGCGAUUGGUGUGAUCUGUGUGCUUGUUGGGUUGGUUCGUUUGUUUCUUUCUCAUUCUUUCCUUUAACUUAAUGGUACGGCCACGUUUUGUGUAAGCAUCAAGCCAGGGUUGAUUGCAAAGCCAGGAAAACCAGCGAGGCAGACCUCCCAGCUGGUGCUGGUGAGGAUGGACUGACCACAGGUGCUGCUGCCUUCGCUGCCAUGGGAUCCUGCUUUUAGGUUGAGCUGCCCCUCUGCUGCCAGACAUGUUGAGCAUAUAACCACCUGUAAGGAACUGUCUGGGGAGCAGAAAUAAAGGGAAGCACUCUCCUUUGCAGGAAAGGUGAGCAAACAGGCCAUGUGCAUCAGCACAUUGAUCGCAGUGGCAGCACUGGGUGUCCAGGCACAGGUUGUUGCAGUGUGUGUUAUUGCAUCAGUGAUCCUUUUAUUUUUGACAUAUCCUUGAUGUUUUGUUUUUUUUUCCUUCUCAUUGUAUAUAAUCCAUUGCAGAAGCAGCAGCAAGAGAGGGAAUGGUGACAGUAUCAUGCAAAUGGCUUUUCAUACGAGCAUAGAUUGUAACAGGAUAAAUGACACUGAAAGACAAGGCAGUUUUAUAUAUUUUGCUUCUUAAGAUUUUCUUUUGUAAAAUGAAUAAUAAUAAUAAUGAAUAAAAGGUAUGGUGCUGUAUAGAUCCUCUCUAUAAUCUGGAAAGUUUGAUUACUUUUUCUUAGUAUCUUGGGGGGAGGGAUACAAGAAUAAAAAGAAGAGGGGAAAACACCAAUGGUACAUAAGAACUUGGUAUGAAGACGUUCUGAAUAGGACAGUGUAUACAUAAUUCUCCAAAGUGAUAUAUGAAGUUUUUUUUUUUUCUUUGCAUAAAGGCAUUAUGCAUAUAAAUAUAUAAAUAUAUUUUAUUAUGUACAGAAGUGGAUCAUUAUGCAUGGAUGUUAGGAAAACCAACUAGCAUUUUAACCCAAAGUUUCAGUGCAUGAGUUGCCACCGGUCCGUGUACCAUGCAAUGUGGAGUGACUCCCUCUCGCCACUGCCACCGCACACGCACAGUCAUGCACGCCCACGCGAGCGCUCAUGGGCCCUUCCUCGCUCCUCACUUUCCAGGUCCCCAAGGUGAUAUUGGUGAAAUAACAGCUCCCCGUGUGAUGGAAGUUUUGUUUCGUAACGUAGCCCCCCUCACGCUCACAGUGUUCUCGUAAAGAUGCACCUCUUGGUUUCAUCCCGCAGUAAUGACUGUGUAAACUCUGUGCAGUUGUGGUUGUUGUUGCCCUGUAGCAUAUCAACUUUUCCAAGCAGCCAAGGGUUUGUCAUUCUCAUUUCUAAACAAAAAAAAAAAAAAAAAAAGGAGAUUUUUAUUUUCACACUCGCUUGGUCUGUUUGUCAGCAUGGGGACUAGGUGAUUAAAUCCAUGGGAGGUAGCUGACACCCGCUGCCCAUCCCCAUACUCAAGGAGGUUGGUUGUUAGCAAACCCUAGCAUGCCGCAGGUCACCAGGCCUAGGUGUCACUUUGCUUAUCAGUCCAACCACAGACACUUCGGAGCAGAAUCAGUCAAGGGCUUCCCUGCAAGCCUCCUGGCACACCCCAAAAUGUGAGCGUACACCAAAGGCCUGUCCUCUGGUGCUCCUUCUCCAGGCAGCUCUGUGGUUGCUGCCCCAACCUGGGCUUGUCCCCAUACCCUGAGGAUUUGGCCACCAGCAGAGCUCCAUGGAACAGGUGAUGUCCGCAGUGAGUCCCGGGGCCUUCCCAAAGGCCACCUGCCAGGUGUCUGGUGCAUAUAGGCAGCACCAGUAUUGAUGUGGUGGUGGAUGGCUGAGGUGACAAGAACCCAUUGUUCAGUUUUGUUCCUUUGUAUGAAUGCAGUUCUUGUCCAGUGCAAGGGAAGGCCCCUUAGUCUAAAACAGCCUGUGGCAAUUUGUGCUCUGCCAGGGCAGCCUUGCUACAUUGAACUUGGAGCUAGAUCACACUGGCAUAAAUAGAGAGAAAAACAUGGUCCGCUCUGCUCAGAAAAUGGAGACAAUUGAUUCAGAGACAGCCAAUCAAUGGCAGAGAAGGUUUGUUGUUGUUGUUUGGUUUUUUUUUUUAAUUAAAAGCAUUAGCAACUGAAAGGCUUAAUCUACCUCCCAGCAAUGUCAAGGAGAGCAUUUCCAUUGGUGUAUCUAGGCCACAUUGGGCCCCUAUGCUGGAGACUAUCAUCUCAGCACUAGCUGAAGGGGGAUGGACUUGGACAACCUCUUCAGUUUGGUUUGGUUUCUGUUGCUCGUUUUUGCGGCCAAAACUUUCAAACUGAAGUGCCUCACGUCAGGCAUUGAAAGUCUGGGACGUGGAUCUGGUGUCAUGGGGCUGGCACUUCUCAAAUCACGCAGGGGUGCCUGCUGCCCCCCAGGGCCACCUCGUCCGCAUGCUGAGGUGCCUAAAAAUUGCCCUCAUGUCCAGAGGUGCUGAAAAAUAACUGCGUCUUGCUGAACUCAAGGGUCACUUGUGUAGGUGUCAAAGUAAGGAUGAAAAUAAUAGUUAAUUUGGGGAAGCCACCUUUUGAAAACUUUGGCCUUUUGAGUUUUUUUGAACAUUCUUCUGCUAAGUUGUCCUUCUGAAGGCGCGUAAAACAGGUGGAGGCCCAGAACAAUUACACGGGUGUCAUUUAAACAAACACUUUACAGAAGGUCUAAAGAGGUGGCAUCAAUGCAGUUCUUGGUCACAUUUUUGGGGGUUUAUUUAAUACUCUUAUAAGUUGUUUUGUUGUUUUUUCUCUUGAGAAUAAUUGGAUGGUUGGCCACCACCCAACUCCAGAAACUUUUGUGCCACUGAUUCAAAAAUACAACCUUUUAGAUCAUGUCUUUCUCUCGAAUGACGUCAUUGCUUGGCAAUCAGUGUCCUGUAAUUGUUUUUAGUACACAAUAUUUGUUAGGAGUUGCCAACAGAUGCGAAGGGGGACCAGAUACAUUUUGUUCCUAUGGGUUGGAAAAACGGAUUGUACAUUUGGCUUCACAUGUUUAACUUUUUUUUAAAAAAAGUUGCAUGAUUGGGAAAAAAAAAUGAAUAUGUAUACAGUAUCUGUAAAACUGUUUUAUCUGUUUUUGUUUCAAGCCAUGUCGAUUGGGAGAAUAUUAAAUCCACAGCCUUAGCGCGCAUGGCCGUCUUUACAUACCGAAGAGCUGAACAGUUUAUACUUUUCAUUUGGGCUAUCUUGUACUUUCAUUUGAAAGCAGACACUCUCAUGUUGCAGUCUUACUGAGGAUUUUAUAAAAUAAUUUAAAAAAAAAAUAAAAAAAAAAUAAGAAUAAUAAUAAUAAGAUGCUGCCCUGGAUGGAUAUAUUACCUUACUACACAGAGAUUGGAAGGAAGUUUGUUUUGGAGCAAAACCUGCCCCUUUCCAAACGAAGUAGAGACGCAGUGCUUACUCCACUUGGUGUUAGUAGAUAUUGCCUUGUGUAUUCCAUUUUAAAUUGUAAUCUAGUUUGUAAAAGAGAUGGUGACGCAUGUAAAUAAAGCAUAAUGGAUCUCUACAUUGCA
Coturnix japonica (Japanese quail) is the source of this 6379-nucleotide messenger RNA. RefSeq names its product forkhead box O3 (gene FOXO3). Gene Ontology annotation, molecular function: DNA-binding transcription factor activity, RNA polymerase II-specific; RNA polymerase II cis-regulatory region sequence-specific DNA binding. The record is from RefSeq and is a predicted model, not a curated record. Gene Ontology annotation, cellular component: nucleus; mitochondrial matrix. NCBI's taxonomy places the organism in Eukaryota, Metazoa, Chordata, Aves, Galliformes, Phasianidae. Gene Ontology annotation, biological process: regulation of transcription by RNA polymerase II.